Messenger RNA from Didymodactylos carnosus, 1008 nucleotides. The record is from the annotation of a GenBank genome assembly. NCBI's taxonomy places the organism in Eukaryota, Metazoa, Rotifera, Eurotatoria, Philodinida, Philodinidae.
AUGGCAAGUGAACAGGACAAACUAAACAUUGAUGGAAUUAUAGGACGCUUAUUAGAAUUUCGUGGUGCAAAACCGAAUAAAAAUGUUCAUUUAAGUGAAAAUGAAGUACGUGGGUUAUGUUUGAAAUCUCGAGAAAUAUUUCUUAGUCAACCAAUAUUACUAGAAUUAGAAGCACCAUUAAAAAUAUGCGGCGAUAUUCAUGGUCAAUAUUAUGAUUUGCUUCGUCUAUUUGAAUACGGUGGUUUUCCUCCAGAGAGUAAUUAUUUAUUUUUGGGCGAUUAUGUUGAUCGUGGAAAACAAUCAUUGGAAACAAUUUGUUUGCUACUCGCUUAUAAAAUAAAAUAUCCAGAAAAUUUCUUUUUAUUACGUGGAAAUCAUGAAUGUGCAUCUAUUAAUCGAAUUUAUGGAUUUUAUGAUGAAUGUAAAAGACGGUAUAAUAUUAAAUUAUGGAAAACAUUUACAGAUUGUUUUAACUGUUUACCUGUGGCAGCUAUUAUUGAUGAAAAAAUAUUUUGCUGUCAUGGUGGUUUAAGUCCUGAUCUUCAAUCAAUGGAACAAAUUCGUCGUAUAAUGCGCCCUACAGACGUACCUGAUCAAGGUUUAUUAUGUGAUUUAUUAUGGUCAGAUCCCGAUAAAGAAGUGAAUGGUUGGGGCGAGAAUGAUCGUGGUGUUUCAUUUACAUUUGGAGCUGAAAUUGUAUCAAAAUUUUUACAUAAACAUGAUCUCGAUUUAAUCUGUAGAGCACAUCAAGUUGUGGAAGAUGGUUAUGAGUUUUUUGCCAAACGACAAUUGGUUACAUUAUUUUCUGCACCAAAUUACUGUGGUGAAUUUGAUAAUGCCGGAGCGAUGAUGAGUGUAGAUGAAACACUAAUGUGUUCAUUUCAAAUAUUAAAACCAUUAGAAAAGAAAAACAAAACUCCAUCAUUGAAUAGUAAUCGUCCUGUCACACCGCCACGUGGUUUAGUAAUGAAAGAUGCUUUAAUGAAAGAUGGAAAGAAAUCAAUGUAA